Triplophysa dalaica is the source of this 1809-nucleotide messenger RNA. RefSeq names its product tRNA methyltransferase O (gene trmo). Lineage: Eukaryota; Metazoa; Chordata; Actinopteri; Cypriniformes; Nemacheilidae. The transcript has 6 exons. The record is from RefSeq and is a predicted model, not a curated record. The coding region runs from base 102 to 1463 and encodes 453 amino acids.
GGUAACUGAAAGGAAGAAACAAACCGGUUUACUCUUGCAGAAAUAAAAUCCUUUUAAAAAUUGAAGUGUUAGCUUUAUUGUAUCGUUCUGUUAUCAUUAAAAUGUCAGCGCCAGUGUGCAGUUGUGCCGAACAACUCAGUAAACUUACACAACAAGUAUCAGUAAUGAGAAGAGAGAUUAAAAACAUCAGACAGCAGAUAGACGGAUCUAUGCGAGCACAUAAAAAACAGAUGUCAUCACUUCAGUCGACGCUGACAGAUUGUAUUAGCCAUGCUUCACAGUUUCAGAGCAAAAGCCCAUCAAAGUGCCUCAGUGAGGUGAAUCAAUUAGAACAAGGGCGCAUUUGUACUGUUCCUAUUGGAUACGUUAAUUCGUGUUUUGCGGUCAAAAAUGGCACUCCACGACAACCCACCAUAUGCAGUUCCUCUCGAGCCAGCUUGAAGAUUGAAUCGUCAGUCUUCAAUAACCCUGAUCAUUCUUUAGUAGGCCUGGAACAGUACUCCCAUAUCUGGAUCAUUUUCCUUUUCCAUAAGAAUGGGCAGUUGAGCUACAAAGCCAAAGUCAAGCCACCCCGUCUGAAUGGUCAGAAGGUGGGGGUGUACUCCACCCGUAGCCCCCACAGGCCUAAUGCUUUGGGGCUGACUUUGGCUAAGCUGGAAAAAAUCACAGGAGAUACACUUCACUUGUCAGGAGUUGACAUCAUCACUGGAACACCUGUCCUAGACAUCAAACCAUAUAUUUCAGACUAUGACUCUCCUACAACCAGAACAGACUAUACCAGUAAAACGUCAUCAUUCACAGACCUUCAGAUGGCUGAAGACAUGGAGCUAGAUGAAGAAACAGACGCGAUCUUAGAGACAUCUUAUAAACAUUUUAAAGAGCUUAGCCAAGAAACAAGCAUCUCUUGUCCAGCCAGUGCUUCGGGUUUCUCUCAAUCAAGGUCUGAAUGCAGAGGUGUGAAUGAUGUGCUAGCAGAAGUCAAAGACUACCUCGAACACAGCCAUGUGUUCUGUGAACAGACAGCGGAGGACAAAAACACGGAUGCUCCCGAGUGCAGUUUAGCAGGACCAACCCCUAUCAGUUUAUCCAGACUGAGCUUUGGUCACGAGUUACACAGCACUAUUGCUGCCUGGGUUAGGGCGCCCCCUAUCAGUAACCUUGAUGUGCGAUUUACUGUAAAUGCUGAGAAGGAUCUUAAAGAGUUUGUUCCCUGCAACAGUACAGACAGUCAAAGGCCAAAGUUCCAGUUCUUAAAAGGACCUGAUGAGGCAAUAGCAGCCAUCCACGCCAUUCUCUCAGCUGACCCCAGAUCAGUAUAUCGGCGUGCACAUUGUCAAGACCGUCUGUUUUUCUUCACUCUGGACACAGCUGACAUCACUUGCUGGUUUGGAGAUGGCUUUGCUGAGGUUGUGAGAGUCAAGGCUGUGCAAGGUUUAGGACCUACUGAACUUGCCUCUCUGUGAACUUGCCAAAACAACCUUUUGUAGUUUUAUUCACCCUAUAUACAUUAAUUUAAAUUGAGAAGGUGUUAUUAGAAGACAAUGUAAGGAACAAAGAUACAAAGACAAUGUAUAAAAGUUGUUUUAUUUCAAAUAUUCAGAUACAAAUGAACAGAUUAUUUGUCACAUAGCCCUAAAAGUUUUUGCCUCAGAAAGGGGCAACAGUGAUUUACUAUAAAAUCAAUUCCUUUAAUUUGUCUUUUAUGUUUCAACUUUUGUAUGAUGAGUAGCAUACACAAAAAACAUGAACAAUUUGAAUAAAUAUACUGUUUGUUGUUCUAGAGUUCCAAUAAAAAUAUUUUGUCUAACA